This is a messenger RNA of Lecanosticta acicola, 786 nucleotides long. Lineage: Eukaryota; Fungi; Ascomycota; Dothideomycetes; Mycosphaerellales; Mycosphaerellaceae. The record is from the annotation of a GenBank genome assembly.
AUGACAGAAACAAUAACCCACAUCGUCCUCUUCAAAUAUCGUCCGGACAUCACCUGGACACAAUUCGAAUCCCAUUUCGCAACCUUCACAGCACUCAAGACGAAAUGUCUCAGAAACGGCAAACCUUACAUGAAAUCUCUACGGAUGGGCAAAAAUCGUUCCUGGGAACCUUUUAGUAAAGGCAUGACGCAUGCUUUUGUUCUCGAAUUCGACACUCAGGAUGACCUGGAUUACUACCUUACGCAGGAUACUGUCCAUGCGGAGUUCUCGCGGAACGCAAAACCUCUUAUUGAAGACAGUCUGGUGGUAGAUAUCCGCGAUGGCGUGCUAUUCGGUGCUCCAGCGGCGCAUCCUCUGGGCAAAGCACCCGGAGCCUAUACCGGUACCUGUCACUGCGGCUCUCUUGCAUGGACAGCCAAACUCUCACAGGCGGAGCACGUUUUGUGCCACUGUGGAACUUGUCAAAAGUUAUCCGGCGGCCCAUACAGCUGUAACCAGAUCAUUCCAAGAGAGGACUUGGUCAUCACCAAAGGCGAGCCGAGAGUAUAUACGUACCAAGGAGCCUCUGGCAAGGACGUCCGGUGCUUCUUUUGCGGGACAUGUACCAGUCAUGUGUACCACCACCAGGACGCAAUGCCAGAUAAAGUCAUCGUUCGAACACUGUUACUUGAGGGUGGAAGAGAGAUGCCAGCGACUGGUGAGAUUUUUGCCGAAGGGAGGCUGGGCUGGGUCCGGGAUUUGGGGGAGAGUAUCGACACGCCGGAGGGCAGCGAGAAAAGCACCUGA